AGGUUGUAGUUGGAGUGGCGAUCAAAGUUCCAGUAUUAUUGGGUCGAACGACGACGCUUACGACUGUCUAUACUAACUCGGCAAUUUUCUUCUUCUUCUUCGUACAAAUCGUAAACUCAUCUUCCCAAUCUGCGUUCUAUUCUUUGAUCUGUAACUCUAUAUGUGUGAAGUCCAGAAAAUUUCUUGCACUUUGUGGAACUGAAAAUUACAAAUUUGCUAUCUUAUGUUAUGGAUUCAAACGGUUUUGUUGAUGAGAAGUGUGAAAGCAAACUUUAUAUUGGCAAUCUUGACCUCAGAAUUACGGAAGCGGCUCUCAUUAAACUCUUCUCUCCUUUUGGGAAGAUAAUAUCUGAGGAUUUCUUGUGGCACACUCGUGGGCCGAAGCGUGGGGAGCCACGGGGAUUUGCCUUCAUCGAGUACAGCUCCAAGGAGGUAAGUUGCUUGGUUUACUCCUUAAUAGCCUCUGUCAAGCAAUUACUUAUUUUUGCUUGUAAAGUGAGUAUGCAGGAAGCUAAAUUGGCUAAAGAGAAGAUGCAUGGGAAAUUAGCUUGUGGUCGUCCGUUGGUCGUUCGCCUCGCUAGUGAAAAGUUAAUGACGAACACAACGAAUGAUACUUCAAGAACAGCAAGCGAGUCGAGAAAAUCAAGACUCGGUGGCAGCAGUUACGGGCAGUUGACUCGCAGCGAUAAGAUUGCUGCCAUAAAGAAUAAAUUGAGAGCUUUGGAAGGAGGUGGGGAGAGCUCUAGUGUGAAAAAACCGAAGCAAGAUAAUAUCAGUUACAAAGAUCAUAAUGAUAAGUCAUCUCUCAAGCCAUCUUGAUGUUGAAGGAAACUGAGAUUGAUAGCUUUUAUUUACCCAAAUGUCUUCUACAAUUAUCAAACCUCUAUAGGCAAAUCUGAUUCAUAGUGUUAAAGUUUAAAUAUGAUGCUGACAUAUAACAUAGCCUGAUAUUCUGGAUAUUGUGUCCUUUCUUAUUUUGUUUUCUCUUAGACAACAACGGGUGGGGAAUGGGGAAUCGAAAUCGGAUGGUUGAAUGAUAGAGAAA
This is a messenger RNA of Cucumis sativus (cucumber), 1045 nucleotides long. Its product is annotated as probable RNA-binding protein 18. Lineage: Eukaryota; Viridiplantae; Streptophyta; Magnoliopsida; Cucurbitales; Cucurbitaceae. The coding region runs from base 229 to 819 and encodes 196 amino acids. Gene Ontology annotation, molecular function: RNA binding. The record is from RefSeq and is a predicted model, not a curated record. The transcript is spliced from 4 exons.